Messenger RNA from Jatropha curcas, 1193 nucleotides. RefSeq names its product transcription factor bHLH118. Gene Ontology annotation, biological process: regulation of transcription by RNA polymerase II. NCBI's taxonomy places the organism in Eukaryota, Viridiplantae, Streptophyta, Magnoliopsida, Malpighiales, Euphorbiaceae. The record is from RefSeq and is a predicted model, not a curated record. Gene Ontology annotation, cellular component: RNA polymerase II transcription regulator complex. Gene Ontology annotation, molecular function: DNA-binding transcription factor activity, RNA polymerase II-specific; protein dimerization activity; RNA polymerase II transcription regulatory region sequence-specific DNA binding.
CCAUAGAACCAAAGCUUUUAUUAUGUGGCCGGUUAGGUCAGCUUUGUCCAUUUGAAUUAUACAAUUACAGAAUUAUUAAAAACGAGUCAGAAUUUAAAAUUAUGGGUAAUGCUAGAUUAGAGAAGAUGAUGGAAUCUCUGCACCAGUAGAAGAUCUUUCAAUCACAUACCCUAACAGAAGUAUUCGCUUCUUUAACCUCCAGCCCCCAGCUACUUGCCACCUUACAUACCUAAUUACUCUCCUCAAGCUCUCUAAUUAUUUUUCUUCUUUUUUUUUUUUGGAAAGCCAUGUUUCCUUUACACCAAGGCAAUGAGCUGUGCUUUCAGAUUUCUUCUAAUCCUCACAAUCAAGAACAAAUCCCACAAGAUCUGAUUCUGGCUCAGUCUGCACUCUAUUGUCAUGGCACUGCUGAUAUAACGGACAAUAUGGGAAAAAGUAGGCGGCGAAAAUCGAUUUCUAUCGACAAUAAUGAUGAGAGUGCUACUGCGAUGGAUAAGAGAAUUGGUAAUAAGAAGAAAUUGAUACAUAGGGAAAUUGAACGUCAAAGAAGGCAAGAAAUGGCUACUCUUUAUUCAUCUCUUCGAUCUCUACUCCCUCUGGAAUAUAUCAAGGGUAAGCGUUCGACAUCUGAUCACAUGAACGAGGCUGUCAAUUAUAUAAAGCAUCUGCAAAAGGGAAUCAAAGAAUUGAAAGCAAAGAGAGAUCACUUCAAGCAGCAAAAUAAUUUGACAGGCAUUCCCUCGCAAAUUGUUAGUGGAAGUUCAAGCAAUUGUACCUCCCCAAGUAAAGAAGUCAUAGUAAGGCCCUGUUCGGGAGGAAUUGAGAUUGUGCUCAGCAGUGGGUUAAGGGAGCAAGACUUGACCCUAUCAAGACUUCUUCAAGUCUUGCUUGAAGCUGAAAUUUCUGUGGUUAAUUGUGUUUCCACCAAAGUAAAUGAAAGGGUAUUUCACACUAUCCAGGCUGAGGUCAAUGAUCCAACUUGCUUAAAUCUAUCCAAGUUGCAGCAGAAAUUAACCCCACUCGUUCCUCGAUAUAAUGAUUGUUGAAGGAUCAUAAAUCACCUAGCUUCUUCCACUGUAGAAUUCUAACUUUUUACUCAAACACUUAACUUGGUUUUGCUUGAUAAAUUAGAUGCUGACUUGAUGAUGGUUUUGCUUAUAAAAAUAACUUGAGAUAUUCCUUCCUCUCGUUAA